AUUUCUGUCCAUAGGAAUGACGUCGGCGAACUGUUAAUCAGCUGAUUCUGUGCGAUCAAAUGAACCAAAAUAACACGAUUUAAUCAGUCCAAACGGGAGUAGCAUCUACAAAAAAACUGAGGAUAUUUUAGUAGGGCAUUGUUGACAUGCUUCAUUGGGUCCCUCAACAUGGACAAGAUUUUGGAGGGCCUCGUGAGCUCCGAUCACUCUGUUCCAGUGAAGAGAGCCAUUGUGAAGAAGGUAGUGGAAGCGGCAGAGAAAGAGGUGACUGAGGAGCAGUGUCAGUCCCUGUUCAUUCUAACCACCCGCCUCAUCCUGCUUGGUGAGGAUGCCUUUCAAAGGCAGAUCGGCCUCCAGGUUUUGGAGGCAUACGCACGCUACCACCGCCCAGAAUUUGAGCGUUUCUUCAGUAAAGACUUUGUCCUCAGUCUUCUCCAGCAGGGCUACGGCCACCUGGACCGCAAAGACCCAGCCAUUAUAGACUACAUUCACUGCUGCCUGCGGCUGCUCAUCAGCUGCCCCUCGGUAUUGGAGAUCUUCAGUAUGAUUCAGGUGGAAGUUUUAAGGAUGGUGUGUGAACGUCCAGAACCUGCCCUCUGUGCACGUCUAAACACUUUGCUGUCAGACUUUGUGCAGUGCAUUCCGAGAGAUAAGUCAGGAGUUUUGUUCUGCCAGCAGCUUGUGAGGACAAUCAGUUACUUCCACUGCUUUGCCAGCCAGGAGCGGGAGCUGAGAGAGUAUGUAGGUCAGGUGACUAAGGUCAGCACACUGCUGCAGAAUAUCUGGAAGGCUGACCCAGCCACACUGCUUCCCUCACUGCAGGAAGUCUUUGCCAUUAUCUCUUCUACAGACCCCUCCUUUGAUCCAUCCAUUGCUCUGGCAAGCCUGGUCCAGCACAUCCCAGUCCAGAUGAUCACAGUACUCAUCAAGAGUCUCACCACGGACCAGAAUGUGAAAGACGCAAGCAUGACUAAAGCACUCUGCAGGAUGAUUGAUUGGCUGUCUUGGCCUCUGGCCCAACAUGUGGAUACCUGGGUCAUUGCUCUUCUGAAAGGACUGGCUGCAGUUCAGAAGUUCACCAUCCUCAUAGACGUCACUCUGCUCAAGAUCGAGCUGGUAUUCAGUCGUCUGUGGUACCCCAUCGUGCGACAGGGGGCGCUCACCGUGCUCUCCCAUAUGCUGCUCAGUUUCCAGCAUUCUCCCGAGGCCUUCCAUUUGGUUGUUCCACAUGUGGUGCACCUGGUCCAGUCUUUGAGGACAGAUGGUCUCCCCACCAGUAAAGCUUUCUUGCUGCAGUUUACUGAGCUAAUACACUGCAUGAUGUACCAGUACUCCGGCUUCCCUGACCUCUAUGACCACAUCAUUGAGGCCAUCAAGGAUCUCCCAAAACCAGGAGAGGAAAAAAUCAAGUUGGUGUUGAAUCAAAGUGCCUGGACCUCCCAGUCCAAUUCAUUUGCAUCAGGUCUCCUGAGGCAAGUUGGGAAGUCUGAGACUGGCAAGACUGGCCUGGUUAACUUGGGGAACACCUGCUACAUGAACAGCAAUCAAACCCUCUUCAUGGCCACAGAUUUCAGGCGGCAUGUUUUAUCAUUGCAUCUGAAUGGUUCCCACACAUUGAUGAAAAAGCUCCAGCUGCUCUUUGCUUUCCUUGCUCACACUCAGAGGGCAGCAUAUGCACCCAGAAACUUCUUAGAAGCAUCUCGGCCUCCCUGGUUCAAUGCAGGCUCCCAGCAGGACUGUUCUGAGUACCUCCGAUUUAUCCUAGACAGGUUACACGAAGAGGAGAAAACACUUCAGGUCCUGGAAUCGGCUAAGCCAAAGGUUGCCUCCCCUGUGGACACAAGCAGCAAAGACCCAGAAGCUCAGACUUCUCCAGAGGACACUGAAGAAUCAGCUUCAUCUCCAGCAGAAGCUGAACCUGUGGAUGAUGGGAGGACUUUGAUAGAAAGGAUGUUUGGCGGGAAUCUGAUCACAGGGAUUCGCUGUAUGCAGUGUAACAUUAUCUCUGAGAAACAGGAACGUUUUACAGACCUCUCUCUGGCCUUCUGUCCAUCUGCCACGUCUCAGGACAGCCCUCAAGCUGCAGGGCCCUCAGAGGAGCCUAAAGUUCUCUGUCAGGGUUCUGUCAAUGGUGGCAGUGAAACUCCAGAGCCAGGUUCGGCUAAAAACCCCACUAGCAAUGUACAAUUUGUGCCAGUGACAAAUGGGCCCCCUCUCUCUGUGCCUGACCUGGUGAACUAUUUCCUCGCUCCAGAGAUCCUGGAUGAAGAGAAUGCGUAUUUCUGUGAGAAGUGCAGCUCCCUGCAGCGGGCCGAGAGGACCAUGAAACUAGUGUCGGCACCUGAAUACUUAAUCCUCACCCUGCUGCGAUUCUCAUAUGAUGCCAAAUGCCAUGUCCGCAGGAAGAUUCUGGAAAAUGUUACCAUCCCACCCCUCAUGAGACUUCCUGUGCACUCUCCUUCGAUGCAUACACAAUAUUCCUCUUCUACCUCCUCCCCUCUGCAAGUGGACUCCCCAGAGAGCAGCGAGAAUCUGGCCAAGAAGCUGAAACCAUCUCAGAAAGAGGAGGAAGAAGAGGAGAAGGAGAGGAUAGAUGGAGAAGAGCUUUUAAACAGAGGGGGAGAGAUGUCAGUCCAGUCCGUGCCCUAUGUGCUCAGCUCAGUGGUGAUGCAUUCUGGCAUUUCGUCUGAGAGCGGCCACUACUACUCCUACGGUCGUAACAUUAACGGAGCAGAUGGAACCCAGCAUCCAGCCAAUCACUUUGCCCUAAAGGAGGACUUGGGAAACGGCCAGGCUGAGUGUAGCCUCCCCACUUGCUCUGCUCUCUCGAUUUCACCUGAACGAGGAGACACACCUUCGAACAGUGGCCAGGAGGCAAGGGAUUGGCUGCUUUUCAACGACAGCAGAGUGACAUUCUCGUCCCUCCAAUCGGUGCAAAACAUUACUAAUCGCUUCCC
Molecule: messenger RNA, 2957 nt
Organism: Labrus bergylta (ballan wrasse)
Lineage: Eukaryota; Metazoa; Chordata; Actinopteri; Labriformes; Labridae
Source: RefSeq, a predicted model, not a curated record